AUGCAGCUAUUCGACGUGUUCACCAGAUGGCGACCACUCCCAGCCGAUGAACGGACUAAACCAGAGAUCAAGCGACAGUACGAGGAGCGCAGCAACUCUCCGUUAUCAAUCGCUUUGGCUUCAACAAACUCCAGCGACCGCCCAUGGAAAAGUGGAGCCGCAUUCACACAAGUCUUUGAAACCGGGGACAACAACAAGACUGUCUUUGAUGCCACAGUAGCUCCCGUGCUCUCGAAAGUCCUCGAUGGCGGUUCGUGCAACUUCUUUGCGUACGGUCACUCGGGGAGCGGUAAAUCGCAUACAAUCAUUGGAUAUGACUUCGAGAAUGUGGACGAAUUCGGGCUAUGUCUAUCGGCGGCUCGCCAUCUCAGCGAAGUACUGAAGGACCUCAACGCACAGGACGACGACACAGCUUCGCAACUAGGCAUUGGACUCCGCAUGUAUGAGCUCCGGGGUAAUACGGCUUUCGACCUUCUCAAUGGACACUGCAAGUGCCAUGUUCGCGAAGGGUACGAUGGACAGACACACAUCCGUGGCGAGACGGAGGUGUUCGAGGAUGGCCGGGUCAGGGUCCAGCCGAUCGUCACCAAGGCGUGCUGGACCUUCGAGGAACUUCGAAAAGAGCUUCUAAAUGGGUUAGAGCUGCGAGCGACUGGAACUUCGACUGUUCACAACCAAAGUUCCCGCACGCACGCAGUCCUGGAGCUUGAGAUUGUUACGAGAGGCCUACUCGAUGCACGCGCUGCUGUCAUCGAGCGACAAUCCGAAUUAGUCCCGGUUGCGAAGCGUGCCACCGACAUAUACUUGGCCGAGAAUUCCAAGGGGUUCAUUCAAACGCCAGAGGGAAAAUACGUUCCGAACCCAGAUUAUCAGAUUGACCAGGCUAGCAUCGACGCGGCGGAAGCGGAGAAAGCUAAGUUUGAGUCGUACGUGAAGAAGGCGGAGGAAAAUGUCGAGGAAGUCUUUGCAUCAUGCCAGAAACCAUGCCUUGGGGGAAAGCUGACUUUUGUCGAUUUGGCCGGAUCGGAGUAUUAUCAUGACAAGACGGCUCCCUCUCUUCCCAGGCCGAAACAGACUCCCCAGGAGCAACGCGAAGGCCGGCAGAUCAAUACCGACCUCCUCGCUCUUAAGGAAGUCAUCCGCGCGAGGGCAUCAAAGCAAGCCCGUAUUCCGUAUCGGUCUUCUCCGCUGACAAUGGUGCUUCGUGGUCACUUCCAAGGCAGCGAUGCAAAGGACAGCUACUCGGCAAUGAUUCUCACAUCACCAUAG
Molecule: messenger RNA, 1269 nt
Organism: Aspergillus terreus NIH2624
Lineage: Eukaryota; Fungi; Ascomycota; Eurotiomycetes; Eurotiales; Aspergillaceae
Product: kinesin family protein
Exons: 2
Coding region: 1-1269 (422 amino acids)
Biological process (GO): microtubule-based movement
Cellular component (GO): centrosome; kinesin complex; microtubule
Molecular function (GO): ATP hydrolysis activity; ATP binding; microtubule motor activity
Source: RefSeq, a predicted model, not a curated record